AUGCCGGCCACACUCUCCUCCCUACCGACAGAGGUAUACUUCCUCAUCUUUGAGCAUAUCGACUCGCCGCGGGACCUUGUAUCCUUCUCUUCCUCCUUCCGGGCGUGCCGCACGGCCUACGAGUAUGACCCGGCACGAUGGGAGCUCACCGCCGUCAAGAACGGCUGCCCCGCGGAGCUCUGGUACGACUUUUGUGCGGUGCAGUGUGCCGCGGAGGUAUUAUUAGAGCCCGUCAGGAGCCAUGAAGAGAUUGACCGAGACCGUGACUCCGUCCUCGACUUCCUCAGGCAGUACUUUGCCAACGAUUUGAGUCACGAAAUCGACGAGCGGGACGGGACGGCUGUGCAUGAAGCCGCCCUCAUGCACGAUCGCAUCGAGUGGCUUAUGCGUGACUUUGUCCGGAGCGCGCACCUCGAGGCUCAGGAUCUGUCCAGUCUCCUCUCCAGACUUAACCUACAGCCUGCGACCGGGGUGAACCGCACCCGCUAUGCGGUCCGCGCGCACCGGCUGUACCGCGCGUACCAGCCACCACAGCAGCUGGCGCUGACUGCGGCCGGUGACUUCAUCAAUGGCAGCCAGGACGCCGUCAUAGCGGCUGACUUUGGCCUCCGGCCCUCAGAACGACUCCGUCUGUACCGUGGCUUCCUGCGCCACGAGCUGUGCUGCCGGGUGUUCCGCUCGCCGCAGCGCGUGGGCGAGCAGAGGGGGGUGUACAGCCCAAGGCAGUACGAGCUCUACUUCCUCAGCCGAUUCCUCGACUGGGAAGUGGAGGAGAUUGCGUGCGUGCACCAGUUCCUGAGGAGCAUCGUGCAGUCCGCGGGCAACCACCUGGACGGGGAAUUCGAGGAGGCCGUCUUGUGGUUCCACGACCACCGCCGGGAGCUCCAACCGGACGGCCGCUUCUUCCUCCUGAACCGGCUGUCCGGGUCCGCCUUCCACCUCCACUCGAGUCCCUACCGCAGCCACGUCGGGUACUACUCCGAGGGCGGCAUAAUCGGUGCAGGACUUGACUACAUGCGUCGCUUUGCCCGCGCCGACGCCGCGGGCAAGGACAGCCUCCUCCGCGACCAGAUUAUAUCGUUUGACCAUAUCGGUCUCGGCCUUCACAGGGUAUCGGGCCCAUCGGUCUCAUCAGUCUCUCCUCAAGUGACACCUCCGCAGUGGCCUGACGACGCGCGGCGCUCUCAACUCCACGGGCCGUCGGCCAUCUACCGCUCCUCGCUCAGCACGUGGAUCGUCCAGUCGCGCGCCAGCAUACCCCAUGACGAAUAUCUCAUACCGCACCGUGCCAUUGGCUGCGUCUUCUGGGACGACUGGCGGUUCCGGGAGACGGGCCUGUUCAAGGACGUAGUCCUCAGGCUGCACAUUCUCGACAACGCCCUGGAACCGGGCUGGGGCUGCUCGCGGUACACGCGGGCGAGGAGCCUAUCCUCGGAACAGCUGAUCGGUCACCUUAAAGUACCGGUCAACGCGCUUCCCCAGCUCAUUGACCUGCAUGGCAUACGCACGCCGUACUUUCACCGGCUCAUGGAUGAGGGGCCGGAUUCCGAAUCCUAA
Messenger RNA from Cordyceps fumosorosea ARSEF 2679, 1557 nucleotides. RefSeq lists its product as hypothetical. The coding region runs from base 1 to 1557 and encodes 518 amino acids. The transcript has a single exon. The record is from RefSeq and is a predicted model, not a curated record. Lineage: Eukaryota; Fungi; Ascomycota; Sordariomycetes; Hypocreales; Cordycipitaceae.